AUGAUGCCGGAAGAUAGAGAAAAAUUCAUUCUUUGGUAUAAUGAAAACAAAGACAAAGUCUUUGAUAUGCAAAAAGAAAUUGUAUCGUACUGCGUAUCAGACGUGAAUAUUCUAACAACGGCUUGUUUAAAAUUCAGAGAUUUAUUAAUUCAAGCCGGUAAUAUCUGUCCAUUUUCGGAAGCCUGCACGAUUGCCAGUUCAUGUAAUAAAUUGUUUCGCCGAAAUUUUUUGAAAGCUGAUACCAUUGGUCUAAUUCCGAGAAAUGGCUAUCGUUAUCGGGAUAAUCAAUCAAAAAUAGCAAUUGAGUGGUUAAUAUGGGAGGAAAAAGUCAGAGAAAUUAACAUCUUGCACGCCGCCAAAGGGAAAGAAAUCGUAUUAGAUGGUUUACCGGUCGAUGGGUUUUGUGCUGAAACAAAUCAGGUAUUUGAAAUGAUGGGGUGUUUCUACCAUGGCUGCGUGAAAUGUUUUAAAAACGAUCGCGACAAACCUGUAUACAAUAACAGCGGAGAAACAAUGAAUUUAAGAUAUGAAAAUACUCGCUCCAAGAUAACUCGUUUAAAUGAAUUAGGGUACGAGGUCAUAAUGAAGUGGGAAUGUGAAUUUAAGCAAGAUAAAACCCAGGACAUUGCUAAGUAUGUAUUUGAACACCCGCUCAUCAAUUUCACCCCGUUAAAUGUGAGAGAUAGCUUUUAUGGUGGACGAACUGGAAACAUCAAGUCCUACUACAACGUGAAAGAAGGGGAGAAAAUAAAGUAUAUUGAUAUCUGCUCGUUGUACCCCUGGGUUUGUAAAUAUGGGAAAUUCCCGAUCGGACAUCCUAAAGUGAUCAUAGGGGACGACUGCUUAAAUCUCGAUAUUUCCAAAAUAGACGCUAUCAUUAAAUGUAAGGUACUACCUCCACAAAAUCUAUUUCACCCCGUACUUCCGAUAAAAUUAAAUAAAAAAUUAAUGUUCCCUUUGUGUCUGACGUGUGCCAAAAGUUUCAAUCAAGAGGAAUGCUGUCACGAUGUAGAGGAUAGGGCCAUUGUGGGCACUUGGGUUUCGGAUGAACUUGUGAAAGCUUUAGAAAAGGGGUAUGAAAUUUUAAAAAUUUACGAAGUUUGGGAUUAUAGAACCGAACAAUAUAAUGGGAAAUCAGGGGGAUUAUUCACAGAAAUGAUGAACACAUUUAUUAAAAUUAAACAAGAAGCAAGUGGGUGGCCCGCAAAUUGUAAAACGUACGAACAAAAAAUCGCAUAUAUCGAUAAAUUUUUGGAAAAAGAAGGGAUACGUUUGGAUUUUGACAAUAUUGUUAGUAACCCAGGUUUACGAUCACUGGCAAAACUUAUUUUAAACUCAUUUUUUGGUAAAUUUGGACAACGCGAAAAUCAACCAAAAACAAAAAUUAUUAAACAGUCAGCUGAUCUGUAUUCGCUAUUGCUUGAUCCGGCAGUUGAAGUUAUUGGAAUUUUGGCAAUUAACGAGGAAACUUUAGUAGUAAAUUAUCAAUACAAAGAAGAGUCAUAUAGCGCUUUAAGUACUGUUAAUGUUUCAAUUGCAGCAUAUGUCACUACGCAAGCCCGUUUAAAAUUGUACUCAUACAUGGAAAAGCUGGGGGAACGGGUACUGUAUUUUGAUACGGAUAGCAUCAUCUACAUCUCACGAGAAGGUGAAUAUGAACCCGAAACGGGUAACUAUCUUGGCGAUAUGACCAACGAACUGGAGGUUUACGGUCCUGAAAGUUAUAUCACCGAAUUUGCAUCAGGCGGACCAAAAAAUUAUGGUUUUGCGGUUUAUUCUCCUACGCAAGAUAAACACUUUCAAUCGUGUAAGGUCAAAGGGAUAUCUAUUAAUCAUGAAGUAUCAAAAUCGGUAAAUUUCGAAACAAUGAAGAAUAUGAUAAUUUACGAAGAGCCUCCACAAAAGAUAUUGUACAAGAAUUUUGAAAGAACCGUAGAUCAUCAAGUGUUAACUGUUGAAAAAGAGAAGAUAUUUCGUCCUAAUUUAUUGAAAAGACGUUUCAGCAAGUACGAUUCAUAUCCUUACGGGUUUAAAAAAGUUAAAAAAGGGGAGGGUGAAGAGGAAAAAACCUCAAAAAUCGACAUCGUCGAGUAA
Messenger RNA from Photinus pyralis (common eastern firefly), 2094 nucleotides. RefSeq names its product DNA polymerase-like. Gene Ontology annotation, molecular function: DNA binding; DNA-directed DNA polymerase activity; nucleotide binding. The transcript has a single exon. NCBI's taxonomy places the organism in Eukaryota, Metazoa, Arthropoda, Insecta, Coleoptera, Lampyridae. The coding region runs from base 1 to 2094 and encodes 697 amino acids. Gene Ontology annotation, biological process: DNA replication. The record is from RefSeq and is a predicted model, not a curated record.